This is a messenger RNA of Perca flavescens (yellow perch), 2117 nucleotides long. It is a transcript of the gene mat2ab, whose product is annotated as methionine adenosyltransferase 2Ab. NCBI's taxonomy places the organism in Eukaryota, Metazoa, Chordata, Actinopteri, Perciformes, Percidae. The coding region runs from base 154 to 1341 and encodes 395 amino acids. Gene Ontology annotation, biological process: S-adenosylmethionine biosynthetic process. The transcript is spliced from 9 exons. The record is from RefSeq and is a predicted model, not a curated record. Gene Ontology annotation, molecular function: ATP binding; methionine adenosyltransferase activity.
CAUGAGGCUCAUCUUGAGGAUCAAUACACCGAAUUAACAGGACUGUCCUUUGGGAGAGGAGGGAAAACGCCGAGACACCGCGAGUAUACGAAACAUAAGUUAGCUUUAUAUUAACGCCGUAACAUUUUAACUUAACAGCAGCCGUUAAAGACAAUGAACGGACAGAUUAAUGGGUUUCAUAACUCCCUCAUUGACGAGGACUGCUUCUUGUUCACCUCGGAGUCGGUCGGGGAAGGACAUCCCGACAAGAUCUGUGAUCAGAUCAGUGAUGCAGUUCUAGAUGCCCAUCUCAAGCAGGAUCCUGAUGCCAAAGUUGCAUGUGAGACUGUUGCCAAGACUGGGAUGAUCCUGUUGGCUGGUGAGGUGACAUCACGUGCUACAGUGGACUACCAGAAAGUUGUUCGUGACACAAUCCGCCAAAUUGGAUAUGAUGACUCCUCCAAAGGCUUUGACUAUAAGACCUGUAAUGUUCUUGUGGCCUUGGAGCAGCAGUCUCCUGACAUUGCUCAGGGUGUUCAUAUUGAUCGCAAUGAGGAGGACAUUGGCGCAGGGGACCAGGGAUUGAUGUUUGGCUAUGCUACUGAUGAGACUGAGGAGAGCAUGCCUCUCACAAUUGUUCUUGCCCACAAACUGAACGCUAAGAUGGCUGAGUUGCGUCGCAAUGGCACCCUUCCAUGGCUCCGGCCAGACUCCAAGACACAGGUCACUGUCCAGUACCGACAGGACCGUGGCGCCAUGCUUCCAGUGCGUGUGCACACAAUUGUUGUCUCUGUUCAGCAUGAUGAGGAUAUUUGCCUGGAGGAGAUGAGGGACACCCUUAAGGAGAAGGUUGUCAAGGCUGUUGUUCCAUGCAUCUAUUUGGAUGAUGACACCAUCUACCAUCUGCAACCCAGCGGGCGAUUUGUUAUUGGAGGCCCACAGGGUGAUGCUGGACUGACAGGGCGCAAAAUCAUUGUUGACACUUAUGGUGGCUGGGGAGCCCACGGUGGUGGUGCUUUCUCUGGAAAGGACUACACGAAGGUGGACCGCUCUGCUGCUUAUGCUGCCCGCUGGGUGGCCAAGUCUCUGGUGAAGGCUGAGCUCUGCAGGAGGGUGUUGGUCCAGGUUUCCUAUGCCAUUGGAGUUGCCCAUCCCCUUUCCAUUUCUAUCUUCCACUAUGGGACCUCCCACAAGAGUGAGAGGGAGCUGCUUGAUAUUGUGAAGAGGAACUUUGAUCUCCGUCCUGGAGUCAUUGUCAGGGAGCUGGAUCUGAAGAAGCCCUUGUAUCAGAGGACUGCAGCCUACGGCCACUUUGGCCGAGACUCCUUCCCAUGGGAGGUGCCCAAAAAACUUAAAUACUAAACCUGUUAAGCUUUUCCCCCCCCAGGCCUGUUGGUGUAUACUACAGAGAAGCCUCCAAGGUUCCGGGGGUGAAAUGCCCUUGUCUCUCUUAGUUAUAUCAUUUAACACAUGACUCCCUUUCCUCACUCAAACUCUCUCUCCUUCUGUCUUCUUGCUGUUUUCUGCUGGUUGCAGUAUCAUGCUGGGUCAUAGGAAGCAUGCCUCAGAAACUUGAUUGUUAAAUAAUUGGAUGGGUUCCAUGAACUCAUGCACCGUAGUACUUCAUGUUCUCUCAUGUCUUGAGGUUUCUUGUUGGGAUAGACCCUGAAUAGCUGCGUUCAGUUGUUCACCUUUUUGGCAUUCCACACAUCAAUAUCAUCAGUCUUCAGUGUCAUGGCGGUAGCAUAUUAGGCUAUGUGCAAUACUCCUUAUUUCACCGGGGCUACUGAUGUAUGAGUCUGCAUGACAUCUAAAUUUAAGUCCAUUUGGAAGCAAAAUGUAAUAUUAUCUGGCACCUUCCCAAACAAGUUUAGUGGCUUUCUAAACAUUCCUCCUUUUUUCAGUCUGUUCCAAUUGUUCCUUGACCCAGUGUUCUUUUAUCCUUUGUUUGCUUUAUUCCCUCGUCUUUGUGGAGGAUGCUAGAAUCGCACAAUUAAAAUGUAAGGGUUGUUGCUAUUGUCACAAAAAAUGCUAUGCAUUGCAGGCUAAUGGGCAAGCCAAAUUUUAAUUGAAGCUCUCAAAUGAGCAUGAAGCCUCAAAUGCCCCUACAGACCUUUGCUGUUUUCUGACGUAAUACA